Molecule: messenger RNA, 1401 nt
Organism: Rodentolepis nana
Lineage: Eukaryota; Metazoa; Platyhelminthes; Cestoda; Cyclophyllidea; Hymenolepididae
Source: the annotation of a GenBank genome assembly
AUGGCUAAGAGUUUAACAUUUUUAAUUCCUUGCUGUCGAAAUAUCCGUUUGGGAGCUCAGUUUUCUCAAAUAAGUCGUUCAGUGAGUGGAGCAGCAACUCCUUUGAAAGACGAAGAUCGUAUUUUCAAUAACCUUUACGGUAGACACGAUUGGCAUCUCAAAGGAGCUCUUCAAAGGGGUCGUUGGUAUAAAACAAAAGAGAUAAUCCUCAAGGGUCAAGAUUGGAUUAUUGAGGAGAUUAAAAAAUCUGGUUUGCGGGGUCGUGGUGGUGCAGGCUUUCCUACCGGUGUGAAAUGGAGUUUUAUGAGAAAGCCUAAUGACGGCCGUCCGCGAUAUCUUGUCGUCAAUGGUGACGAAGGUGAACCUGGAACCUGUAAAGAUCGUGAGAUUAUCCGACAUGACCCUCACUCCCUAAUUGAGGGUUGCUUGAUUGCUGGUGUUGGAAAUGGAGCACAGGCUGCUUAUAUUUAUAUUCGUGGUGAAUUUUACAACGAAGCUUGUAUCUUACAAGAGGCUAUAAAUGAAGCGUAUGAUGCUGGUUUAAUAGGAAAGAAUGCUUGUGGUUCCGGCUAUGAUUUCGAUGUCUAUAUUCAUCGUGGCGGUGGUGCCUAUAUUUGUGGUGAAGAAACAGCCCUUAUUGAGUCAAUUGAGGGUAAACAAGGCAAACCACGUUUGAAGCCCCCCUUCCCAGCUGAUGUUGGCCUUUUCGGUUGCCCCACGACAGUCAACAAUAUCGAAACAGUCGCUUCUUCGCCAACCAUCUGUCGUCGGGGUGGUGAAUGGUUUGCUUCUUUCGGUCGUAAAAAUAAUCACGGAACGAAACUCUUUAACAUCUCCGGUCAUGUAAACAACCCAUGUACUGUGGAGGAAAGCAUGUCAAUCCCACUGAGAGACUUAAUUGAAAGGCAUUGUGGCGGUGUACGGGGUGGAUGGGACAAUCUUCUUGCCGUUAUCCCUGGUGGUAGUUCCACCCCUGUAAUUCCCAAAAGUAUUUGUGAUACUGUGCUAAUGGAUUAUGAUGCUUUAAUGGAAGUGCAGUCUGGUUUGGGUACAGCAGCCAUCGUUGUGAUUGAUAAAUCGGCUGAUAUUAUUCGAUGCAUCGCCCGUUUGAGUGAAUUCUACAAGCAUGAAUCUUGUGGUCAAUGCACACCAUGUCGUGAAGGCUGCACUUGGAUGUGGAAGCUUAUGACCCGAUUUCAGGUGGGUAAUGCCAAAGAAGAGGAAAUUCAAUUCCUUAAUGAAAUUGCCAAACAAAUUGAGGGACAUACAAUCUGUGCUUUUGGCGAAGGUGCUUCGUGGCCUGUUCAAGGUCUCAUUCGUCACUUUACUCCUGAGAUAAAGCGUCGUAUUGCGAAGUAUCAGGAAGAGAGAGAAAAGGCCGCUAUUAAGGUUACAGCUUAA